Sebastes umbrosus (honeycomb rockfish) is the source of this 4686-nucleotide messenger RNA. RefSeq names its product faciogenital dysplasia (gene fgd). Lineage: Eukaryota; Metazoa; Chordata; Actinopteri; Perciformes; Sebastidae. The record is from RefSeq and is a predicted model, not a curated record. Gene Ontology annotation, biological process: filopodium assembly; cytoskeleton organization. Gene Ontology annotation, molecular function: guanyl-nucleotide exchange factor activity; metal ion binding. Gene Ontology annotation, cellular component: cytoplasm.
GGGAGCGCGCAUUUUCUUUUUCUCUUUUUUCUCUCCAGCAGCUCAGAGGAGAGAGUUUGGUUUCAGGAGAGGGAGGAGAAGGGACUACAUGGAGGACUACACUGCUCUUAUUCUGCACUAACAAAAUGACCUAAAGUCUCCAGCGUCCGUUAGGAAACCGUGCAGUGUUUCAGAGUGUUGUUUUUUAUUAUCGACAAACAGGAAAAGAGGAUCUCUGAAGUGGAGGCGCUCCUCCUGAGUUUAGUAAUCUGGAGCCGCUGAUGUUGCCAGUUCCUCCGAGAAAAAGACGGGAUCCAGCAGAGAAAGCCCGGAGAAGAACUUUGUGCAAGAUGCAGGGGGUUUCAGCUACUGAUCUCCCUGCCUCCUCUCUGCCGUACCAGUCGGUGGAGUACGUAUGUUCUCCACGGCUGGUAAAGAAAAUUCCGAUCCCCAGACCAUGUCACGACAGGCCUGCCGUCAAACCCCGGCCCCAGUCCUCCACCUUGCCCAGACCGCCAACCGCACAGAAACCUCAAGAUUCAAGAGACCCUGUGCCAGAAGCAGCAAAGCAGCCCCAUAACAUAACCGAGCCUCCUCCAUGUUUCACAUUAGUGCCCCCUAAACCUUCGCACCUGCUCGCCCUUGGGCAAGACAAGAAACCUAAGAGUAUCCCUCCGCCGCCAUCCAGGCCUCUGCCAGCUCCCCCUCCUCCGCCUAAACCAAAGGUCUGUCUAACCCCGCCGAUCUCAAGAGCACAUCCACCAAAGGUCCCUCUAACCCCGCCGAUCUCAAGAGCACAUCCACUGAAGCUCCCUCUAACCCCGCCGAUCUCAAGAGCACAGACACCCAAGCUCUGUCUAACCCCGCCGAUCUCAAGAGCACACCCACCGAAGCUCCCUCUAACCCCGCCGAUCUCAAGAGCACAGCCACCGAAGGUCCCUCUAACCCCACCGAUCUCAAGAGCACAGCCACCGAAGCUCCCUUUAACCCCGCCGAUAUCAGGAGCACAGCCACAGAAAGAGGCCCAGAAGGUGGGGCUGCUCAUCGAGAGGUUCGAGAAUUCAAAGGUUCCCAUCCUGGGGGUGCUCCCACGGUCCCAGCUGCACCUGUGUCUGAGAAUGGACACUGUGUCUGACAUCACUUCCUCCUGCGGCCAGGACACCACGGCGGAUGUCGCAGGAGACUCCUCCCCUGUGGACAAACUUUCACUUGGCACCUCCGAACGGACUCACGACGUGUCCGAACUUUCCUCUCUGGCUUCUGUGCACAUCGACGGCUCAGAUGACGCCCCGUUGGACGAAUGUGACAUGACAAACAGCGUCGGUUGCCUUGACGACAUGGAGCAGGAGAAAGGCUCCUCCCACGAGCUCCUAGACAAUCCGGACUCUUCGGAGCAGAACGGGAAGAUUCCCAACCGGGACAGUGGCAUCGACAGCCCGUCAUGCGCUGCAGAGGGGGAAGUGUUUCCCAACGAGGACGCCAUCGACGAGGAGGACCAUUACGACAGCGUCACUGAAACGGAGAGCGUGUCCUGCGUUACCCUUGGCAACAAGCGAGACUCAACGCAGGAUGAGGACAGUGACUUGGAUGAGGGGAGCAGUGGAGAAAUCCACUCUCUGACAGACACACAGACUGGCUAUCUGACAGAAGCACCCUCAGAGGCACACAAAUGCUCAGAGACUCAGAAGCUCCUGAACAUCGCCAAAGAGCUUCUCCAGACUGAAGAGGCCUACGUCAAAAGACUCAACCUCCUCGACCAGGUAUUUUGCACUAAGCUCACAGAGGCUGGAAUCCCUCAGGAUGUGAUUACAGGGAUCUUCUCCAACAUCUCCUCCAUCUACUGCUUCCAUGACAAGUUCCUGUUGCCUGAGCUCAAGACACGCAUCACUGGAGAAUGGGACUCCAAGCCUCGUAUUGGAGACAUUCUCCAGAAACUGGCUCCGUUCAUGAAGAUGUACGGAGAAUAUGUGAAGAACUUUGACCGAGCCAUGGAACUGGUCAGCGUCUGGACACAGCGGUCUUCGGUGUUCAAGAGUACUGUCCACAAUAUACAGAAACAGGAUGUGUGUGGGAACCUGACGUUGCAGCACCACAUGCUGGAGCCGGUCCAAAGGAUUCCUCGCUAUGAGCUGUUGCUCAAAGACUACCUGAAGAAGCUGCCUGAUGACGCUCUUGACCGAAAAGACGCAGAGAAGGCAGUGGAGCUCAUCUCUACAGCAGCAAACCAUUCCAAUGCAGCAAUCAGGAAAAUGGAGAAGAUGCACAAGCUGCUGGAGGUUUACGAGAGGCUCGGAGGAGAGGAGGACAUGAUUAACCCAGCCAAUGAGCUCAUCAAAGAAGGACAUAUCAAGAAGAUGUCAGCCAAAAAUGGAACAGCACAAGACCGAUACCUCUACUUGUUCAACAAUAUGGUGCUAUACUGCGUGCCUAAACUCAGACUGAUGGGACAGAAGUUCAGUGUCAGAGAGAGGAUCGACAUCGCUGGCAUGGAGGUGCAGGAGAAAGUGAAGCAGAACCUUCCUCACACGUUUGCCAUCAAUGGCAAGCAGCGUUCACUGGAGCUGCAAGCAAGGACAGCUGAGGAGAAAGAAGAUUGGAUUCAGGUGAUCCAGGCCACUAUCGAACGGCACAAACAAAACAGCGAGACAUUCAAUAAAGCUUUCAACAGUUCCUUCUCCCGGGAAGAUGACCACCCCCCUGAGUCACCGGGUCCCUGGUGCAACGCAUCCGUUGACUCAGAUGGUGAAAAACUGCAUGAAAGGAAGAGUUCCAGGAAAAAGGAGAAAGAGAAGCAAACGUGUAAAGGCUGCAACGAGACCUUCAACUUCACAAAGCGCAAACACCACUGCAAGUCCUGCGCAGCGGCCAUCUGUGCAAAGUGUUCAAAGACCUUGGACAACAAAACGAGCCGAGUGUGCCCGGAGUGUUUCGAAGCCAGCCUCAGCAUUGAGACUCGAGGUGUUAGUGAACAGAAAAGGAAAGCUGUGCCUGAGAUACAGACAUCUCUAACGGGGGACAACUGCCUGCUAUGUGGCCACCUUCAAGUGCAGGAGAAAGGGAAGAGCUGGUCCAAGAUGUGGGUGGCUGUCACCAAGGCUGAGCCACUGGUGCUGUACCUGCAGAGCAGCGGACAGGACUCCAAGGGGGCGCGGAUGGUGCCUCUCCCUGGGUUCGAAGUGAGCGUGUUGCCGCCGUCGGGAGGCGAGAAGUCGGACAUCAAAUACGCGUUCCGGCUCAGUUACGCCCAGCAAACUGUGCUCUUAAGUGCCCAAGAUGUAGAACUUCAGGCCAAGUGGGUGGACGUCCUCUCCAAAGCUACCCGUGGAGAAACGCCCACAGACGCAUUGAGGCUGACUGAACACAGGAAGAGACAGUAGCGGCCAUGUUGGAGCCACAGGACUCGCUCCCCCUCCCUCCUUCUCGUGUGUUUAGAGCACACAUUACUUGAAUUCACUUUACCUUGGCACUUUUUGUUUUUUCCCCCUUUUGAAAGGACCACUCAAUCCUUCCUAUGCCACUUCAAUCUUCUCCUCAUGACCACACAGCUACGUCUCUCUUUUAUCUCCCUGUCUCUCUUGAACACACAGAAUAACAAGGACUUUGCUAUCAAGCCACCAACGCCACUGUAUGUAUGUAUGUGUGGUUCGGAUAUUUUAGUGUUUUUCAAACGGUGGAGAGGACUAAAUGUUUUAUUUGUAAUAUAGCUGAAGAAGGUUCCUGUAUGAUUUUUUUAAAAGAUGAAGUUUCUUGUACAUUACGCGACUGUGUUGUGAAGCAUUAAAUCUUAUGUGUCCGUCUUUCCAUUUGUGCGAAAGUAUGUAUGUUUGAGUGCGAGUCCCCUCCCGUGUUUAUUAAGUAUUGAACGUUAGUGUAAGAAACCUCUGUUCUGUUCUCUUCACUCCUGCUGGGGACACAAGGGCAGUUCAGUGGAUAUAUUGUACAGUAUGUAUACUAUAGUGCGAUGUAAGAAAACAAGAAAAAAAGACAUUUUAACUUAAGAAGACACAGAGAUGUGUACGCUUGUGGCUGGCCACCUGAUGCUCCCACUGUCAGCUCCCAUCUUACAGACCCUCUCUUCAUACUUCUCUCAUCUAUAGAGGUAAUAACUCCCUCCCGUCAUUGUCCUUGGACUCUGAGACCUCUAAUCUGAGUUUGAUCCACCACAUUUCCACUCUGUCAUGUCUGUGACUCAUCCAGAUGAGUGGACACAGCCAGAAUGGGAUCAAGUGGCCUCAAUCUGACCCUGUGCUGCAGGUUCAGUCCCUCAAUAACUCCACUUGUACACACAUGCUUAAUAAAUCAUUUCCAUAUACUUCUCUCUCUCUUUCUUAGCAUAGCAACCGUCUGCCUGCUUUCUCCCCCUUUGGUGAUGUGAUGGAAACCAAGUACUGUACUGUAAAACUGUUAAUUCUGCCUUGCCCCCCAUCCCUUGCUCCUAUCAGCCACCAGCCUUUAAGCAAAAGUAGCAAAAAAAACCUUGUCAUUUGGAUCUUUUUGUGCAUGUAAACUCACUCAUCAUAUUUAUGUACCGUGCUCUGAAAUCCUGCCCCCUGUCCCUCUUUUUAUGCUCCAGGAUUCAUUCUUGUCGUACUGUAAGUGAGCCACAGUGAGUGUUUUAAACAUGGAUUGUGCACAGUGGAAAAGCAGUCAAGCAUAUCAUCAAUAAACAGACAAUGUGAUUCAUUCAGUACGCGCUGUCCAACAAGA